CUGAUGGUGCUGGAGAGCGAGCUCGUUUGCCAGUACUGUGGGCUGGAAACUGCACCUCAAACUUUCCGACGCCACUGAUGGGGGAAAGCACGAUUUCGUUCCGAUAGAUUUGCAAAUCACGCUAGCCCACUGCCUCGGUGACUUGUGUCUGGAAGUAAAGCAUAAUGGCCGAAGCCUUCGCAGCUCCGAAGGGUGCCCCUGGGACAGGUCGGGGCACGUAUGUGGACCGGGAUAAACCGGCCCAGGUUCGGUUCAGCAACAUUUCCGCCGCGAAAGCUGUUGCUGAUGCCGUCAGAACCAGCCUGGGCCCCAAGGGCAUGGAUAAAAUGAUUCAGGAUGGGAAGGGAGACGUGACCAUCACCAAUGAUGGAGCCACCAUCCUCAAGCAGAUGCAGGUCUUGCACCCUGCUGCUAAAAUGCUGGUGGAACUGUCCAAGGCUCAGGACAUAGAGGCUGGGGAUGGCACCACCUCUGUGGUGAUCAUCGCUGGGGCGCUCCUUGAUGCCUGCUCCAGACUGCUCCAGAAAGGCAUCCACCCCACCAUAAUCUCCGAGUCCUUCCAGAAGGCGGUGGACCGCGGGGUCGAGAUUCUGACUGACAUGAGCCAGCCGGUGGAGCUGAGCGACAGACAGACCCUUCUCAACAGUGCUGCCACGUCCCUCAGCUCCAAGGUGGUGUCACAGUACUCCAGCCUGCUGGCCCCCAUGAGCGUCGACGCCGUCAUGAGGGUCAUCGACCCCGCCACCGCCACGAGCGUCAACCUGAACGACAUCAAAAUCAUCAAGAAGCUCGGGGGAACCAUAGAUGAUUGUGAGCUGGUGGAUGGGCUGGUUCUGACCCAGAGGGUGGUGAACACGGGCAUAACGCGGGUGGAGAAGGCCAAGAUCGGACUCAUUCAGUUCUGCCUGUCACCUCCCAAGACAGAUAUGGACAACCAGAUUGUUGUGUCGGACUACGCACAGAUGGACCGGGUGCUCCGCGAGGAGAGAGCCUACAUCCUCAACCUGGUCAAACAGAUUAAGAAGGCGGGCUGCAACGUGCUGCUCAUUCAGAAAUCCAUCCUCAGGGAUGCUCUGAGUGACCUGGCCCUGCACUUCCUAAACAAGAUGAAAAUUAUGGUCGUCAAGGAGAUUGAGAGGGAGGACAUCGAAUUCAUCUGCAAGACAAUCGGAACCAAGCCUAUUGCCCACAUCGACCAGUUCACCCCUGAGAUGCUGGGCACCGCUGAGCUGGCAGAGGAGGUGAAUUUGGAUGGCUCUGGGAAGUUGGUCAAGAUCACAGGCUGUGCCAGCCCGGGCAGGACGGUCACCAUCGUGGUGCGCGGCUCCAACAAGCUGGUGAUUGAGGAGGCUGAGCGCUCCAUCCACGACGCUCUGUGUGUCGUCCGCUGCCUGGUGAAGAAGAGAGCCCUGAUUGCCGGCGGGGGUGCCCCUGAGAUCGAGCUGGCGCUGAGACUGGCGGAGUACUCGCGCACACUGGCGGGAAUGGAGGCCUACUGCGUCCGCGCCUUCGCCGACGCCCUGGAGGUGGUGCCGUCCACGCUGGCUGAGAACGCCGGCCUCAACCCCAUCUCCACUGUCACCGAGCUGCGCAACCGACAUGCCCAGGGGGAGAGGACAGCAGGCAUCAACGUCCGGAAGGGUGGCAUCUCCAACAUCCUGGAGGAGCUGGUGGUGCAGCCUCUCCUGGUGUCCAUCAGCGCCCUGACGCUCUCCACAGAAACCGUGCGCAGCAUCUUGAAGAUCGACGAUGUGGUGAGGGACCGCGCGGUGGGGGUGAACACUCGAUGA
This is a messenger RNA of Megalops cyprinoides (Indo-Pacific tarpon), 1790 nucleotides long. Its product is annotated as T-complex protein 1 subunit delta-like. Gene Ontology annotation, molecular function: ATP binding; ATP-dependent protein folding chaperone; ATP hydrolysis activity. The transcript has 13 exons. The coding region runs from base 165 to 1790 and encodes 541 amino acids. Gene Ontology annotation, biological process: protein folding. Lineage: Eukaryota; Metazoa; Chordata; Actinopteri; Elopiformes; Megalopidae. Gene Ontology annotation, cellular component: chaperonin-containing T-complex. The record is from RefSeq and is a predicted model, not a curated record.